GCUAUCGCGCGGAGGGGAGGAUGGCUCUGGCGUGGCGCGUGCGGUUGUUGUCGCUCAAACGUCUGUUGCUCGUGGCGCCUGCACGGGACUUGGCAGUCCGCGGUCCGGAUGAGCCUCUGCCGGUGGUUCGCAUUCCGCAAGCUCUCCAGCGGCGGCAAGAACAGCGGCAGAAAGGGCGGCGGAGCGCCCCGCGACCGGUGCUAGUGCGACCUGGCCCGCUGCUGGUCUCCGCGCGGCGGCAGGAGUUGAACCAGCCGGCGCGCCUCACGCUGGGGCGUUGGGAGUGUGCUCCGCUCGCUUCGCGUGGCUGGAGGAAUCGGCGCGCGAGCGGGGACCACUUCGCUAUCGAGCGUGUGCAGCAUGAGGUACCAGCCCUGCGGAAUGUCUCGUCCGAGAGGGGCUUCGCGGAACUGGGCCUGGAGCCCCAGAUGCUGCACGCAUUGCAGGAGGCUGCGCCCAAAGUUAUUCGGCCCACGACGGUGCAGUUGAGCACCAUUCCUCCGCUCCUUCGCGGCCGCCACAUCCUUUGCGCUGCAGAAACCGGCAGUGGCAAGACUCUCAGCUACCUGCUGCCUCUGCUUCAGCGGUUACUGGCCCGGCCCAGCCUGGACUCCUGCCGUGUCCCUGCUCCCCGGGGUCUGGUCCUUGUUCCUUCCCGAGAAUUGGCCGAACAGGUGCGGGCAGUGGCCCGGCCCUUGGGCAGCUCCUUGGGCCUGCAGGUGCGGGAACUAGGAGGAGGCCACGGCAUGAAUAGGAUCAGGCUGCAACUAUCCAGACAGCCUCCAGCAGAUGUGCUCGUGGCCACUCCGGGGGCUCUGUGGAAAGCCCUGAAAAGGCAACUGCUCAGCCUGGAACAGCUCUCCUUCUUGGUGUUGGAUGAGGCAGACACACUGUUGGAUGAAAGCUUUCUGGAACUAGUGGACUACAUCUUAGAGAAGAGCAAUAUAGCAGAAAGCCCAGCUGACUUAAAAGACCCCUUCCAUCCCAAAGCUCAGCUGGUGCUGGUGGGGGCCACAUUUCCCGAAGGUGUGGGCCAGCUGCUGAGUAAAGUCACCAAACCAGACUCUCUCACCACCAUCACCAGCUCCAAGCUCCACUGCAUCAUGCCUCAUGUCAGACAGACAUUUAUGAGGCUGAAGGGAACAGAGAAGGUGACUGAGUUGGUACAGAUCCUCAAGCAGCAUGACAAAGCAUAUAAGACUGGCCAAUCGGGAACUGUUCUGGUCUUCUGUAAUAGCUCCAGCACAGUGAACUGGCUGGGAUAUAUUCUGGAUGACCACAAAAUCCAACACCUAAGGCUGCAAGGGCAAAUGCCAGCCUCAAUGAGGGCAGGCAUCUUUCAGUGCUUCCAGAAGGGUUCCCAAGACAUACUUCUCUGCACAGACAUAGCCUCUCGGGGCCUGGACAGUACCCGUGUAGAGCUGGUCGUCAAUUAUGAUUUUCCCCUCACCAUGCAAGACUACAUCCACAGAGCAGGGAGGGUGGGUCGUGUGGGGAGUGAGGUGCCAGGAACCGUCAUCAGCUUUGUGACCCAUCCCUGGGAUGUGAGCCUGGUUCAGAAGAUUGAGCUGGCAGCUCGCCGGAAAAGAAGCCUUCCAGGACUACAGUCCUCGGUGAGAGAGCCUUUGCUCCAGCAAACCUGAUUUUGGCUGGCUAAAAUGUGAUGCCAGAACAGGAUUUUUGCUGCAGGGUGGGGGUGGGGAGUACACUUGUCAAUAGGAAGCGCUAGGCUGCCCUGUCACCAUCUUGAGGGCCUGGUGAGCUGCUGUCUGCCUUCAGAAGGGAAGUUGCUGGCCAGCAUUAGGCGGUGAGCUACUGAGCAUGUGUUUCUGUCUUUCACAUGGUGUGUGAAAAAUAAAGUGGAUUUUGCCUUUGUAUCACGUCAUGAUUUCUUACACUAAGUGAUGUUAUGAAUAAUACCAUACGGGUUGCCCCUAAUAAUAAUUACCAUUUGGGUAGAAUUUAGGGGAUUCUGAGAUGAUUCAGACCCCAAACUACCACCUGUGAGACAGACUCUUUCAGUUGGUGUUUUAAUUUGUAAACAUUCAGAUUUCAUUUCCUGUCUCCCAAAAGUAUCCAUUAAACCCUCAGGGAAAGGGAAAAGGGGAUGUGAGUAGCAGUAGAGUUUUUCUACACCAACAAUGCCCAAGGCAAGCUUGGCCACUCUUGGGAUCUCUCAGGAAAUACUGGCAAAACAAGUAGCCUGACAUAGAAGUGUUGCUUGCUGUGCAUUUCCAAACUCUACCUUCUAACCCAUCUCUCAGUGGCCAAGGAUUAAACUGUUUUACAAAACUAGUAAAAUAAGCAUGUAGCAUUCACUCAUUAUCUUCCUGGGCUGCAGUCUCUGCAGUAAGCUUUGCCUGAAGUAAAGAACAUUGGAGAGGCAAAUACACUAUUCGUGA
Choloepus didactylus (southern two-toed sloth) is the source of this 2402-nucleotide messenger RNA. RefSeq names its product DEAD-box helicase 28 (gene DDX28). The coding region runs from base 21 to 1643 and encodes 540 amino acids. Gene Ontology annotation, cellular component: mitochondrion. The record is from RefSeq and is a predicted model, not a curated record. The transcript has a single exon. Lineage: Eukaryota; Metazoa; Chordata; Mammalia; Pilosa; Megalonychidae. Gene Ontology annotation, molecular function: RNA helicase activity; nucleic acid binding; ATP binding. Gene Ontology annotation, biological process: mitochondrial large ribosomal subunit assembly.